Pseudogymnoascus destructans is the source of this 1706-nucleotide messenger RNA. RefSeq names its product histone acetyltransferase 1 (gene HAT1). NCBI's taxonomy places the organism in Eukaryota, Fungi, Ascomycota, Leotiomycetes, Thelebolales, Thelebolaceae. The record is from RefSeq and is a predicted model, not a curated record. The transcript has 2 exons. Gene Ontology annotation, biological process: subtelomeric heterochromatin formation. Gene Ontology annotation, cellular component: nucleus. Gene Ontology annotation, molecular function: histone binding; histone H4 acetyltransferase activity. Bases 71 to 1579 code for a protein of 502 amino acids.
CGGCGGCUCAAAACUGACCUGAUAUUUCCGUAAAUCGUCAACUUCACUUCAAUCCCUCGCUCGAUUAAGGAUGGCAAGCUCACCGGACGAUUGGUCGACCCAAUCAAAUGAUGCCCUGCAUAUCUCACUCGUCCGUCCAGAAAACAAAGCCUCCAAAACCAUAACCACCUUUCAUCCGAAGUUCACAUACCCCAUCUUCGGCGAAGAAGAGUCGAUAUUCGGAUACCAGGGCUUGAAGAUUCACUUGAGAUACAAUAAGUCCGAUAUGCGCCCCGGAGUGCUCAUCACAUACAGCAAGCGCUUCAAAGCUGUCGGAGACGUCGAGCCAACGGACCUGAAAGGCCUCCUCGCAGACUUCUUGCCAGAAAAUGCGUUCCAGAAGUCAGCCGCGUUUGAUGCCGCCAUAAACGAUCCAAACCUCAAGAACUUCACCCCACCAGGGAAGCUCCUCCAGAGCUACGAGAAGGGUGAUGCAGCAUACGAAAUCUGGUAUGGAAACUCGGCAGACCCCGCAAUCCAACAGCUUCUCCGCCGCCUGCAAAUACUCGUCGCUCUCUUUAUUGAAGGAGGCACCGCGAUUGAUGAUGCGGAGUGGGGGCCAGGCCGCUGGACUGUAUUCUUGCUGUACAAGAAGAGCCCAGCUACAGACGAAUCGGCGUCCCCAUACACGUUCAUGGGCUACUGCACCGUCUACAAUUACUACCCGUUAAUCCCCAAGCUCCCGCUUGGCGCCCCAGGAACCCAGCGCAAAGCAAUCUCUCUCCCCGUCAACUCAGACGCCUCAAUCCCAUUCCCAGACCAAUCUCUUUCCGACCUCCCCAUCCGCUCGCGCAUAAGCCAAUUCAUCGUCCUCCCCCCCUUCCAAGGCGGCGGCCACGGCGCCCGCCUCUACUCAACCGUCUUCGCACACUAUCAAUCCGAUCCGCAAACAGUCGAAAUCACCAUCGAAGACCCCAACGAGGCCUUCGACGACCUCCGCGAUCUGAAUGACCUCAUCUACCUCCGCAGGCUUCCCCAGUUCCAGGCUCUGAAGAUCAACACAGCCGCGAAUGUGAGGAGGAAGGGACGAGUUCCUUCGGACGAGAUUAUCGAGCAAUCCACCCUCAACGAAUUACGCAAGAAAGUUAAGAUCGCACCGCGGCAAUUCCAGCGCCUCGUCGAGAUGCAAUUACUCUCCGCCAUCCCGACCAGCAUCCGCAAAUCCCUCACGCUAGAGCACAAGAGCGCGAACACCCCUGAGACGAAGCUCAGACAGCACGAAUACCGGCUCUGGUGUCUGCUGGUCAAGCAGAGGCUAUAUAAGCAUAACAAGGAUAGCUUGAUCCAACUUGAGCGCGCGGAGAGGAUUGAUAAGUUGGAAGAGGCGGCGGGAAAUGUGGAGUCGGAUUAUGCGCGGCUGUUGAGGAAGUUGGAUGGUGGGAAGGAGGUGGUGGAGAAGGAGACGUUGGAGGUGCCGGAGGCGAGUGCGUCGUCGCGUGCUACGCCGCCGGGGAAGAGGGUGGCGGAGGGAGGGGAGCUGGAUUUGUCGGUGAGGCAGAGUAAGAAGGCGAGGGUUAAGGAGGAGGCGGAGGAGGAUUAGUAGAUACUGGAUGGGGGGACUGGGCAUGGAUGGGUGGAUUUCAGGGGUUGCAUUGCAUUAUUCAAGAUAGGCGUCGGAGCUGGGUGCUAUUGUGGAGCGUGUGGAUACGCGGAAUGGAAACUUAUGA